UAGUAAAGAGCAGUUGGGAGCAAACAUUGCGCGGAUCUUGAGAAAUGUCAUAAAUCAUAUUUUGUGUAAUAAAUCUCGUUAUAAUUGUUUAUGACAGAAACUUGAAAGUAGAUAACUAGAGUCUUUCCUUCACAUGCCUUUCGCCCUUAGCAAUCACUGCAUCAAAAAAAAAACUAGUGAUACAGUCAAGGUUUUAGAAUAGAAAUGUCGGUUAACCACCGAAAGAGAGUGAAAUGGCCAUGGAUGUCAAAACUGGGUCAACAAACGCUAAAAUAUUGAGACGGCACUCCCUGGGCUGUCUACAUAAACUCGAUUGAAGCAAAUCCAAAGCAUCACUUGUUCCAUCCAUCCACUGAAAUCAACAUGAAGCUGUUCGUCGUAGCCGCUCUUCUGGCCGUUGCCAUCGCUGCCCCGUCCAGCUACAAACCGGAAUACAAAGCCCCUAGCUACCCUACACCGAGCUAUUCCGCACCUGGCUAUAACAAGGAUAAUAAAUACGGUGAAAUCACCGUCACUAACCAAUCUGAUGAACGAAAUCUCGAUGGCAGCAGCCAAUUCAGCUAUGCCCAAUCCGACUACACUACCCGUGAAGAAUCUCAAGUACAAAAGAAGAUGCAAGGAGUCACCUACGACUCGUAUGGAAAAGAAUCGUAUGGUGAAGUCCUUGCCAACACCAACAAAGGAUCUUCCUACUGGAUCUCCCCCGAAGGCCAAAAGUUCACUUUGACCUGGGUUGCUGAUGAGGCCGGUUUCCAACCCAAGGGUGACCAUUUGCCCGUUGCCCCCGUCCACGUCUACGAGCUCCCAGUUGCCCCCGUCCAUGAGUAUGAACUUCCUGUAGCUCCUGCUCUACCUUACUCUCGCACUGGACCCGGAUACUAAUUCCCCAUUUUCAGUUGAAGAUCAUAAGAAAUCGUAUUUACGACAGGAAACUUACGUCUUGUAAUUUAUAAAUGUCAAAUUAUAUAUUAAUAUCUUUUUA
Messenger RNA from Daphnia carinata, 982 nucleotides. RefSeq names its product cuticle protein CP14.6-like. Gene Ontology annotation, molecular function: structural constituent of chitin-based larval cuticle. Lineage: Eukaryota; Metazoa; Arthropoda; Branchiopoda; Diplostraca; Daphniidae. The transcript is spliced from 3 exons. The record is from RefSeq and is a predicted model, not a curated record. Gene Ontology annotation, cellular component: chitin-based extracellular matrix. The coding region runs from base 364 to 882 and encodes 172 amino acids.